Molecule: messenger RNA, 1981 nt
Organism: Chelonia mydas (Green sea turtle)
Lineage: Eukaryota; Metazoa; Chordata; Testudines; Cheloniidae
Gene: KDELR2
Product: KDEL endoplasmic reticulum protein retention receptor 2
Exons: 5
Coding region: 136-774 (212 amino acids)
Biological process (GO): protein retention in ER lumen; endoplasmic reticulum to Golgi vesicle-mediated transport
Cellular component (GO): membrane; cis-Golgi network; endoplasmic reticulum
Molecular function (GO): ER lumen protein retrieval receptor activity
Source: RefSeq, a predicted model, not a curated record
GGGGCCUCCCGCUCCGGUUUCCCAGGGUGCACUGGGCGCGCUGGCUGUCUGGCCACGUCUCCGGGCCACGUCGUUCGGUGUCCGCUGAGCUCUCGCCAUCUUCGGUCCCCGGCUCCGGGCUCCCCUGCCUCCGCCAUGAACAUCUUCCGCCUCACCGGGGACCUGUCCCACCUGGCGGCCAUCAUCAUCCUGCUGCUCAAGAUCUGGAAGACCCGCUCCUGCGCCGGUAUUUCUGGGAAAAGCCAGCUUCUCUUUGCUCUGGUCUUCACUACCCGUUAUCUGGAUCUCUUCACUUCAUUCAUUUCAUUGUAUAACACAUCUAUGAAGCUUAUCUACGUUGCUUGCUCAUAUGCCACUGUAUACCUGAUCUACAUGAAAUUUAAGGCUACCUACGAUGGAAACCAUGAUACAUUCCGAGUGGAGUUUCUGGUGGUUCCUGUUGGUGGACUCUCGUUUCUUGUCAAUCAUGACUUCUCCCCUCUAGAGAUCUUGUGGACCUUCUCCAUCUAUCUUGAAUCAGUUGCUAUCCUCCCCCAGCUUUUUAUGAUUAGUAAAACUGGAGAAGCAGAGACCAUUACCACUCACUAUCUUUUCUUCUUGGGUCUGUACCGUGCCUUGUACCUAAUCAAUUGGAUUUGGCGCUACUAUUUUGAAGGAUUCUUUGACCUCAUAGCUGUUGUUGCUGGUGUGGUCCAGACCAUUCUUUACUGCGACUUCUUCUAUUUGUAUGUUACAAAAGUACUAAAAGGAAAGAAGCUCAGUUUGCCAGCGUAAGUGCCAAAAAUCAUCACCAGCAUCUGUCCUUCUGGAUGCUUGGACAGAACAAUCCUUACCACAAGCAAAGGCGAAGAUGCUUGAGACAGAUAGUCAGAAAUACAACUCUCUUUUUAGCACAGAUAGUCAUCAGUGGCUCUGUAAGAACAGAGGAAAAACAACCAGCGGAUUUCUGUUUGAUGCAUCUUGCCUCUAUCUUUUUUAUUACUAUGUAUAAAGAUUUUUUACAUAAAGAAACUUAUACUGUAUUAAUAAAUUCAGUGUGUAGUUUCAAUUUGAAUAGUUCCAAAAGUGAGGUUUUGUGAGAUUGUUUGACCAGAAAUAAGUACAAAUGAUUUUUUUUUUUAAUUUUCAAGGAUUCUUUCAAAUUACUGAUUUAUUUCAGUGCACACACACGUGUGCUGUCUGAUGGAUGGUAAUCAUUAUUCUUCCCCUUCAUUUCAGUUUUCAUUCCACUAUAUUUAUUUUUUUUCCAAAAGGUGAAUUAUAUCUGUCAACUUAAAUCUGAACCCACUGAUAUUUGAUGUGAAGUUCUUGUGACAAGUAUGCUAUGCCAUGUGCUGAUAGGGAGUUUCCUAUGAAAACAUGUCAAUGCCAUUAAGGCUGACAGUCAUGUUUUGUUAGAGUUUUCUCUCUUUUUGGUUCCUUCCCUUUUAAAAACAGGCUGUUAAAGGAUGUUAGGGAGUCCAUUCUUGUGGCCACCAGGGUGCGUGCCCUCUGUGUCUUUGAUCUGUUGUCUUGGAAGGCAAUCCUAGUGAUAAAGUAUUUGGUGGCAAUGCAGGUUAGAGAGGGUAAGGUGCUUGGCUGUGUGGUUUAGUGAUAAACAUUUCUAUUGUGUUCUUUAUUCAGGAAAAGGUGGUUAAACUGUUUUGGAUGUAGAGCCCUACUUUCAUUAGUAGUAAUAUUGUUGCAGCUAUAAGGAUGAAUAACCCAUGAUAGUUGUCAAUUGCAGUAAUCUGUAGGUGACCAUUUUAAAUGUCUUCAGUUUUUUAAUGAAUACUUUACAAGUAAUGUCCAUGUUCAGCUUCAAGUGGUUUUUGAUGUGUCACUUUUGGACAAUUAGUAUGAUUUUUAUAAACUUGUUUGAAAAUCAGCAGCACCAAUUACCAUUCUUUAUAUUCUUUACAUGAUUCCCUUUUUUACUGAGCUGUUGCAUGAUUUAUCCUGUGUUACCAUCCUCAAUAAACAUUUUAUGAAAUGGUGUAAA